This is a messenger RNA of Molossus molossus (Pallas's mastiff bat), 1187 nucleotides long. Its product is annotated as small glutamine-rich tetratricopeptide repeat-containing protein alpha-like. Gene Ontology annotation, biological process: post-translational protein targeting to endoplasmic reticulum membrane. The record is from RefSeq and is a predicted model, not a curated record. NCBI's taxonomy places the organism in Eukaryota, Metazoa, Chordata, Mammalia, Chiroptera, Molossidae. Gene Ontology annotation, molecular function: molecular adaptor activity; protein binding. Gene Ontology annotation, cellular component: TRC complex; membrane.
CCAUUUUAAAGAAAUUGCCUAAAGAAGUUACCAGAGGUCGGGGUUCGGCUGCCUGAGAGAUCCUGAAAGCCCUGGACAUCAUCUCUUCCCAUCUCAAGAUGGAUAACAAGAAACGCCUGGCCUGUGCCGUCAUCCGCUUCCUACAUGACCAGCUGCGGCACGGAGGGCUCUCAUCUGGCCAGGAGAGUUUGGAAGUUGCAAUCCAGUGCCUGGAGACUGCUUUUGGGGUGACAGUGGAAGACAGCGACUUUGCACUUCCUCAGACUCUUCCAGAAAUGUUUGAAGCUGCAGCAGGCAAGGGCCAGGAGAUGCCACAGAACCUGAGGAGUCCCGAGCGAACCCCACCUUCGGAAGAGGACUCAGCUGAGGCAGAACGCCUCAAAACUGAAGGAAAUGAACAGAUGAAAGUUGAGAACUUUGAGGCCGCCGUGCACUUCUACGGGAAAGCCAUCGAGCUCAAUCCUGCAAACGCCGUUUAUUUCUGUAACGGAGCUGCAGCCUACAGCAAAUUGGGGAAUUACGGGGCCGUGCAGGACUGCGAACGGGCCAUCUGCAUAGGCCCUUCCUACAGCAAAGCAUAUGGGAGCAUGGGCCUGGCGCUCUCCAGCUUGAACAAACACACGGAGGCCGUGGCCUACUACAAGAAGGCCCUGGAGCUGGACCCCGACAACGAAACAUACAAGUCCAAUCUCAAGAUAGCGGAACUAAAGCUGAGAGACACACCCAGUCCCACGGGAGGGGUCGGCAGCUUUGACAUCGCGGGCUUGCUGAACAACCCUGGCUUCAUGAGCAUGGCAUCAAACCUGAUGAACAACCCCCAAGUUCAGCAGCUCAUGUCUGGGAUGAUUUCCGGCAGCCACAACCCCUUGGGGACUCCUGGCACCAGCCCCUCGCAGAAUGACCUUGCCAGUCUCAUCCAGGCUGGCCAGCAGUUCGCUCAGCAGAUGCAGCAGCAGAAGCCAGAGUUGAUUGAGCAGCUUCGAAGUCAGAUCCGAAGUCGGACGCCCAGUGCCAGCAAUGAUGACCAGCAGGAAUGACCACCCACCCAUUCCAGUGCCAUUGGGUUCUUCCCCGCUGACUGGAUCCUCCACACGUUCUGCCAUUUUCUCCCAUUGGAUUGCCAGAGAGGGAAAAAGAAAAAGAAAAAUUGGACCUGCAUGAGACGGAUUUUUAUGCUUUUUAUUUUU